This is a messenger RNA of Oryzias latipes (Japanese medaka), 2939 nucleotides long. It is a transcript of the gene clptm1, whose product is annotated as CLPTM1 regulator of GABA type A receptor forward trafficking. Lineage: Eukaryota; Metazoa; Chordata; Actinopteri; Beloniformes; Adrianichthyidae. The record is from RefSeq and is a predicted model, not a curated record. Gene Ontology annotation, cellular component: membrane; endomembrane system.
AGUGUGUGCGCGAUAGAGACAAGGAAAGAUGGCGACACAGGAGAGCGAGUCAACUAAGGCUUCUGCGAGCAACGGCGAGGUAAAAAUGAAUGGCACUGUUGUGGCGGUGAGCAGCAAUGGCACUCCUGCAACGACAGAUGACCAGACCGUGCAGACAGCAGGAAAUGCACAGGACCCUCAGCAGCAGCAGCAGCAGCAGCAAGCGCCUAAUGCAUGGCAGGUCAUUAAAGGAGUUCUCUUUAGGAUCUUUAUAAUCUGGGCCAUCAGCAGCUGGUUCCGCCGAGGGCCGUCCACUCCCGACCCAAACACACCUGCAGGAGCCCCCAGAUUACCCAGCAGAAACCUCUUUCCCAAAGAUACUCUUAUGGACCUCUACGUGUUCAUAUCCCAGGAGGAGGUGUUCUCUGACUUCAACAAUACAGAUGCCCUGUUCUGGUUCCACAGAGACCUCGUCUAUGGAGACUGGAGCACAGGGGAGGAUGGAGAUGGCUGUUACCAGCAGUAUAAAGAGUUGGACAUCCCUGAGAAAUUGCAGCAUAACGGCUCCCUUUACAUGCAUGUGUACUUCACAAAAAGUGGAUUCCACCCAGAUCCUAAACGCAAGGGGCAGUAUCGCAGACUAGCAACAGUUCAUUCAACAAAAAUGCUUAAUAAGUUCAAACGGAGGAAGUUCCUCAAAACCAAGAAUCUGCUUACAGGCGAGACGGAGGCUGAUCCUGAGAUGAUUAAGCGAGCAGAGAGCCAUGGUCCAGUGGAGAUUAUCUCACACUGGCACCCCAAUCUCACCAUCAACAUGGUAGAUGAUCACACAGCCUGGGUGAAGGGCUCUGUUCCACCCCCUCUAGACCAGUAUGUUAAGUUUGAUGCUGUCAGUGGUGACUACUACCCCAUCGUGUACUUCAACGACUACUGGAACCUUCAGAAAGACUACUACCCCAUCAAUGAGACGCUGACCAAAUUGCCGCUGCGCCUCAACUACUGCCCGCUGUCCCUGUGGCGCUGGCAGCUUUAUGCCGCACAGAAUGCACGCUCCCCGUGGAAUUUCCUACCUGAGGAUACCUAUGAGCAGUCAGAUGAAGACCAGGACUCUGUUAAGGUUGCUCUUUUGGAAACCAACCCCUACCUACUGGGGCUCACCAUUGUUGUCUCCAUAGUGCACAGCAUCUUUGAAUUUCUGGCCUUCAAGAACGAUAUCCAAUUUUGGAAUAGCAGACAGUCUCUUGAAGGCCUGUCUGUUCGCUCCAUCAUUUUUGGGGUGUUUCAGUCCCUAGUGGUCCUCCUCUACAUUCUGGACAACGAAACCAAUUUUGUGGUGCAGGUCAGCGUCUUCAUUGGACUUCUCAUUGACCUGUGGAAAAUCACCAAGGUCAUGGAUGUCAGAUUGGACAGAGAGAACAAAAUUGCCGGAGUGAUCCCAAGAUUAGUAUUCAAAGACAAGUCAACAUACGUGCAGUCUUCAACCAAAAUUUACGAUGAUAUGGCCUUCAAGUACCUGUCAUGGCUGCUCUAUCCUCUGUUUGGCUGCUAUGCGGUCUAUAGUUUAUUGUAUGUAGAGCACAAAGGGUGGUACUCGUGGGUACUCGGCAUGCUUUAUGGCUUCUUGUUAACCUUUGGUUUCAUUACAAUGACGCCACAACUAUUCAUCAACUACAAAAUGAAAUCUGUAGCCCACCUCCCAUGGAGGAUGCUCACCUACAAGGCUCUGAACACUUUCAUUGAUGACCUCUUUGCCUUCGUCAUCAAGAUGCCCAUGAUGUACAGGAUAGGAUGCCUCAGAGAUGAUGUGGUGUUCUUCAUCUACCUUUACCAGCGCUGGAUCUAUCGGGUUGAUCCCAACAGAGUCAAUGAGUUUGGCACCAGUGGAGUGGACCACACUCAGAACAGCACAGCAGAGGCAGCAAAUGCUGUAGCUGUCAUGGAUAAACCAGAGGGGGAGAAGAAAAAUGAUUAAGCGAGACUUCACACUUAUCUUCCUCCUGGUUCUCACUGCUGGGGUGGAGAGGACUUGUUGAGGUUCAGCAGAGAAAGACGUGUGGGUUUAGUUGACAUGAACGUUGCUACAAAAAAAAAUAAACAGACAAAAGAAAAAAAUUCAGUUUAACUAUCCUCUGAUUCCUGUGUGGAUGCACACAGUCAUGUUCACUGUGGACUUGGUCAAUUCAUGUCUGUUUCGGUCUAUCCCAGCCCUCCCAACUUGCAAUUCAAGUGAAGUAAAACAAAAUGUAAUGUACUGUACUGUAAGAUUUUUUUAUUUUUAUUUCAGAGGGUAACAGUUCAACGUGAGUAAACUAAGAGGGUAACUUGGUCACAGUUAUGUUAUUUUCUUUUUUUCAUGCAUCAUUUCUCAAGAAAGAGGCCAAGAGCAACUUUUGAUCUUCGUGUAGAUUCCUUGUGAAUUUUUCUUUUCAUUCCAUGUGAGAGCCGUGUUUCAAGUUGCCUGGAAACUGGAAAGACCCUGAACCACACUGGAGGCUCAGAAACAGACAUGGUGACUGGCAAUGUGAUGACUACUACCCUGAAUUUUAAAAUGAAUGGUUAAUGUUCUAAACUUAAACAAGAAAAAAAUAACAGCCUUGUUGGUAUUAAUAUAAAUAUAUUAAUAUUGUCAAUGAUCUCAUUUUUUUUGUUUCACAAACACCUUUUUAAUGUCCUAAAACUGUACAGACUCAUUAACAAUGUCAAAACCAUCUUGCAGUAGCUUAUAUGCAAGUCUGUUUUUUAUUUCCCUUGAAAAUCAGUGUCCAGUUUUGAAAUACUACAGCUUCUGCAUCAGAUCACUUUGAUGGACUGGAGCUUGUCAAAUGGAUUGGAUCAAUGUCUUUUUUUAAUUAUUUUGCUGUAAAUCCAGAAAGGAAAAGGCUUCUAUGUUGGUAAAUCAUUUUUUUCAGCAUUCAUGUUUAUAGUAAAAAAAAAGAAAAAAAAGUGUGAUUUCAAAUGUC